AUGUCGUUCAAUUGCACUCGAUGUUGGCGAUGCUUCAACUCGGCGCACGCCCAAUGGCAGCACAUGGUCGACAAAAACCACUUCGAACAUGAAUGUUCGUGCUGCAAUGAGACACGUCCGACAGAGGAGUCGCGGAAGGAACAUGAGGUUGACGUCCACCACUACUGUGCCGACUGCAGCCGCUAUUUCAUGAACCUCAACAACAUCCAGCAGCACCUGCGCUCGUCCGUCCACCUCGGCGGCUCUAUCAGCUGCCCCUUCUGCCAGCGCGGCUUCACCUCCGCCACGGGCCUGGUGCACCACAUCGAGAGCAGCGCAUGCCCCAAGGCCGCCGGCCUUGACCGCGACUCCGUUUACAGGAUCGUGCGCCAGAAGGACCCGUCCGGCGUCAUCUCCAAAAACCUCAUCGGCUGGACGGGCUCCGACUCCUUCGAGGCCACCGGCAGGGCGUGGAACCCCUACCUGGGCGCCUUUGAGUGCUACCUCUGCAGCCGCACCUUUACCCAGCUCUCCAGCCUCAAUCAGCACCUUCAGUCUCCUGCUCACCAGCAGAAGUUAUACCAUUGUCCGAAAUGCCCCAAGGAGUUCGUCAGCCUUGCUGCCAUUGUCAAUCAUUUUGAGAGCGAGAGCUGUGGCUACACUCGAUUCAGUACGGUGCAACAGGGUGUUCGGGGCCUCACGGAUGGUAGCCGUCUACUUGCCUUCCGCUGA
This is a messenger RNA of Diaporthe amygdali, 711 nucleotides long. RefSeq names its product zinc finger protein. The coding region runs from base 1 to 711 and encodes 236 amino acids. Gene Ontology annotation, molecular function: DNA-binding transcription factor activity, RNA polymerase II-specific; RNA polymerase II transcription regulatory region sequence-specific DNA binding. Gene Ontology annotation, biological process: regulation of transcription by RNA polymerase II. NCBI's taxonomy places the organism in Eukaryota, Fungi, Ascomycota, Sordariomycetes, Diaporthales, Diaporthaceae. The record is from RefSeq and is a predicted model, not a curated record. The transcript has 2 exons. Gene Ontology annotation, cellular component: nucleus.